AUGCAGCUGACAGUACUGGAUCUUCUUGGCGUACCAAAACUAGACCUAGGCAGGUCCGACAGAAACGAGCAGAGCACAUCGGAGGCAGAGCAACAUAGUGACGAAAACUCACCUGAAAUAGUGUCGAUUCAUGGAAAGCUUGGACUCGGGAAGACGCCGCUUGCAAGAAAGGAUUACAACAAGAAAGAAGUGCUUAUUAGUGUACUGAGUGCCUUCAUCAAGGACAUUAGGGAUCAUAACAUGUCUGUGAAGGAUUUAGUUGCCAAGGUCCGAGAGACACUGAAGUACGAGUAUUUGAUUGUCAUGGACGAUGUUGGGGACACAAAAGCAUGGGAAGAUCUCAAGGAUGCUUUUCCAGAUUAUAGCAAGGGCAGUAGGGUGUUGAUAAUUACUCCACAAGUGUCUGUGGCCCAGCGUGCUGCAACAAAGACUGAUCCCUAUCCAUUGCGAUUUAUGAAGCAAGAAGAAGCUGAAGAAUUACUGAGGACGAAGAUUUUCAAUGAAAAUGAAUGUCCACAGAAGCUGUGA
Molecule: messenger RNA, 528 nt
Organism: Coffea arabica (coffee)
Lineage: Eukaryota; Viridiplantae; Streptophyta; Magnoliopsida; Gentianales; Rubiaceae
Source: RefSeq, a predicted model, not a curated record